Lactuca virosa is the source of this 450-nucleotide messenger RNA. The record is from the annotation of a GenBank genome assembly. NCBI's taxonomy places the organism in Eukaryota, Viridiplantae, Streptophyta, Magnoliopsida, Asterales, Asteraceae.
AUGGAUAUUAUUCUUCCAUCAUUAUACUUUCAAAUCGAGGAGUUUAUUUUAAAAGUUGCAGCUGUGCAAGAGGCCAAGCAUUUGGCUGGAGGGUCAUUCAAAACUAACGCCCCUGAGGCUAUUUUGCAUGAAGUCUUCGGUGGAAGUAAUUCCAGAUAUGCUGGUGUCUUUGCUGAGUCCAUUGAAGAUAGUAAGGAAGGUACCAUGGCUGCUGUUAACAAGAGGAAAUGCAUGUGGGAAAGUGUUGGGACUGCUACUGCGCCGAAUGGUUUAGAUGCAACUGAUGAAGAUAGUUCUGGUGUUCGUUUUGUUCCUCAAUGGAAUCUGGGCGAUUGUGCAAGGUUAUAUGUUUUCUUAGUUGUCGAGGAAUACAUUCGUCAUGCAUUUCCUCCUGGCAUUAUUGUUGAUAUGGAAAGCCAUUCAUUGGCGGAUUUCAUCGGCCCUCUUUAG